Molecule: messenger RNA, 1539 nt
Organism: Varanus komodoensis (Komodo dragon)
Lineage: Eukaryota; Metazoa; Chordata; Lepidosauria; Squamata; Varanidae
Product: lectin-like
Exons: 4
Coding region: 305-703 (132 amino acids)
Molecular function (GO): signaling receptor activity
Source: RefSeq, a predicted model, not a curated record
CCAUGUUUCAUAUUAAGCAAGCGUGAAGUACAGAAGCUCAAGUUUGCGGUUAAAUUUGCUUUUGCAAGCUCAUUGUUGCAUAUCAAGCGUUCCUUGCUGUAUGUAGCGCAUUCAGUGUUGCAUAUCAAUGCGCCCCCUGCUACCCGUAGCAACUCCCUGUUAUUGUGCCAGCCACCUCCUGUUAUUGUGUUCAACGAACAGGCCCACCUUUCAUGUUCAGGUCUAUCGGACACAACAAGAGGAACUGCAUAAAUGCUGAUUUUUUUUGUGAAAGGCAUCCUGGAUGAAAUAAGAAGCAAAUUUGAUGGCAAUUUUUCCUCAGAUUGCUUGUCAGAGUUAUGGAUGGAAUUCCCACCUGGCCUCCAUCCACAGUGCCGAAGAAAAUGACUUCAUUUUUCACCUGAUGGGCAAGCCACUGAAUCACCUUGAAGGAGAGGCCUACUGGAUCGGUGGCCAUGACCUCUUUAAGGAGGGGACCUUUGUGUGGACAGAUGGUUCCACAUUUGAUUUCAAGACAUUUCCUCCCAAUCAGCCUGAUGGACCGUUAGGAGAACACUACCUUGGAUCCUGGAUUUUACAAAAUGGAUUUGUCACCUGGAAUGACUAUCGCCUUUCAUGGAAAUUCCCAUCUGUGUGCAAAUACAACUUGGAAAAUAGGGUGUCUUCAUCCGAAAAAUCUUCCUGCUCCUGUUCCUGCAACUGAUGGGAAAGCACUGGCAUGAAACAAGAGAAGACUUUACUGGCUGCUUUAGAAAAUACAUUGUAAUCUUGCUUCUUCCACUUUAGCUUGCAACUGUGCUUCUCUGUGCAUUGCUGGAGGGACUGCUCCCUUUGCUGGUGCUUUUUCAGGCCAAAACACCGGCUCUCUGUGACAGGGGCUCCUCUACAUGAACCGCAUAGUAUAUGUGCCCAGCUUCUCCUCACAGUAGUUUGCAGGUGCUGCACACGCGGUCUUCAUCUUCCAGGGCCUCUCCCUCUUUUUGCAAGCAUUUCCACAGCUUUCUUUAAAGUGAGGAAUGUCUGCUAUCUUCUGAAAAUCGCAGACUGAAAAGCUCCUGUGUUUUUGCAGUUCCAUCCUCCUGCAGUGCCACCUUGUGCUUGUGUAAUGGAACAUUUAGAAAGAGAAAGAAAGGAGGGCACAGGGAGCGGGGCGGUGAGAACCAGAAAAAAUAAUCACAUGUGAAAGCACCUAUCUUACUCCUGGAAAUCCAAAGCAGAAAGUUCAAAGCCUCAUGCAGAGAAGCCCAAGAAUAGAUUAACUUACAGCAUUAUAGAUGCCUUCAAAACUGUUCUGCGAUGUUCCUGAGAAGAACAAAAAUGCAAUACCCAUUGCACAAACACUAUUACUAUUUAUCAUGAAUACGGCAUGUCACUAUCUUGAGUUUGGCCUCACAACAACCUUAUAAGGCAGAUCACUACUUCCUCCCAUCUUGUAAAGAAGUAUUUGAUAGUAGGGGAAAUGCGUGAUUCGCCUGAUUCUAAGCAGGAAAACUCUAACAAAGGGGUCUUGAACAAAAGCCUUUAAAUGCAAUCCUUAAA